AACAUGCUUUUGGCCCAAAAGUUUUGGGGGCUCACUCUCGCUUUCUUUUAUGAUUUAAACCCUGGAACUUGGAAGGGCUGAAACCCCUCACUCUCCCUCUGUUAAACCCUUAAUAGUGUGAAAAUGAUGAAGCUACAGGGAUUGUUGCAGUUCAGGAACUCUUCUGAAAAUUUGUUUUUCAGGAGAGCUGGUGACCUCAAAGAUGCUUUAAGAUUGCAUACAUUUACAUCCUUGUCUUGCUUUUCGACUGCUAGCCAGAACCUUUCCGGACAUUCCACUAACCGGAUCUUUGCUCCUUAUUAUGUAUAUAAGGGCAAAGCAGCACUCUCCGUUCAGCCAGUCCUUCCAACAUUCGCUAAAUCACAAUAUGGUAGUCUCAAAAUGGAUCGGCGUGGUUCUGUGAUGUUGUCUUUUUGCCCUGCUAUUGGUGAACGAAAGUAUGACCGGGAAAAGCGGCAGGUAUUUGCUUUAUCAGCGACAGAAGUUGGGUCUUUGAUAAGCUUGGGUCCCAAAGAUUCUUCUGAAUUCUUCCAUGACCCUUCAAUGAAAUCAAGCAAUGCUGGUCAAGUGAGGAAGAGCUUAUCGAUUAAGCCGCAGGCUGAUGGCAAUGGCUAUCUUCUUUCUCUAAGUGUUACGAACAACAUUCUGAAAACCAAUGAAAAGUUUAUUGUUCCUGUCACAACUGCAGAAUUCGCGGUGAUAAAGUCAGCCUGCAAUUUUGCAUUGCCCCACAUCAUGGGUUGGGAUUACUUGACCAAGCUGUCUGGGGAUACAGGGAGUAAUCAGUUGACCAUGCUGCCUGGAGAUAGAGGGGGUAAUCCGUCAAAAAUGAUUCCUCGACAUCUGGAGUCGGAGUGGGAUAGAUGAGUAUACGCAGCAAAUUGUCAAAUGGGUUCUGAUAUUGUGACCUUGUUUGCUUCCCAUUUUGAUUAUGGUUGCAUGGGCACAGCUUAUUUUGAAGACUAUCCCAUUGUGGGAAAUGCUCUUGUUGUUCAUCAUUUUGCGUUGGCAUUCCUUGUUUGAAAAACUUGAAUUGAAUGUGACUUGGUUGGUAAUAUGUAAUAUGAAUGGAUGGGUAAGGAAAGGAUGUUGAUGUGCUCAGUUGAAAAUUUGUAAGUGAAGUAGCCUUUUGCUUUAUGCUUGGA
This is a messenger RNA of Tripterygium wilfordii, 1145 nucleotides long. RefSeq names its product single-stranded DNA-binding protein WHY2, mitochondrial. The transcript has 8 exons. Gene Ontology annotation, molecular function: single-stranded DNA binding. Lineage: Eukaryota; Viridiplantae; Streptophyta; Magnoliopsida; Celastrales; Celastraceae. The record is from RefSeq and is a predicted model, not a curated record. Bases 124 to 867 code for a protein of 247 amino acids. Gene Ontology annotation, biological process: regulation of DNA-templated transcription; defense response.